AUGAAAAAACGACACAAAUCUAAAGCAGCUCAAUUGGCAGCAGAACGUGAUAUUGAACUUUACAUUCGUUUAGACAUCGAAGAUCAAAUUGUUGUUGAAGAACAUGUUCUGAGAAAUGCAAUCGGUCGAGCGAUUAAUAUACUUUUCGGCGAGAUUGGUAGUCAAUCGAUUCACGUCGAACUUAUUUCAUUUCGAUAUGGCACAGGAACAAUUAGGACGAAAACCAAAAUGUUAAAUCAAGUUCGUUGUGCUUUAACAUUUUAUGGUCUACAUGAUAAACGUGAAUGUGCUUUUCGUAUUGAUACAAAAUCAGAAGAAAAUGAUAAAGAUGAUGAUGAAGACGAUCGCACACUUUCAAUGUCGAUGGACUGA
This is a messenger RNA of Rotaria socialis, 372 nucleotides long. The record is from the annotation of a GenBank genome assembly. NCBI's taxonomy places the organism in Eukaryota, Metazoa, Rotifera, Eurotatoria, Philodinida, Philodinidae.